Erpetoichthys calabaricus (reedfish) is the source of this 884-nucleotide messenger RNA. RefSeq names its product lysozyme C-like. The record is from RefSeq and is a predicted model, not a curated record. NCBI's taxonomy places the organism in Eukaryota, Metazoa, Chordata, Cladistia, Polypteriformes, Polypteridae. The coding region runs from base 128 to 577 and encodes 149 amino acids. The transcript has 4 exons. Gene Ontology annotation, molecular function: lysozyme activity.
AUUACUGAUUCUUGGUUGAAGUCCACACCAAGGUCACUCUUACAUUCUUCUAUUGUCUAUCAAAAUCCUUGGUGGGUUGCAGGCAAAACUGGUGAAGAGUGAGUGAAAGACAUAGACAGAGGCAACCAUGUCUUCCCCUCUUCUGCUUGCAGUGCUGCUGCUAGUUGGCAUCUGUUCUCCAGCUACAGGGAAAGUGUAUGGGCGAUGUGAGCUGGCAAGGUUACUGAAGGCAUCAGGAAUGAGUGGAUACAGAGGAGUCGGCCUGGCUGACUGGGUCUGUCUAGCAAAAUGGGAGUCAGAUUACAACACCAAUGCACAAAACCACAACACAGAUGGCUCCACAGAUUAUGGCAUCUUCCAGAUUAACAGUCGCUGGUGGUGUAGAGACGGAAGAAUCCGAUCUGCAGAUGGAUGUGGCAUCCCAUGCAGCCGUCUGCUGAAUAGUGACAUCGCUGAUGACAUUGAAUGUGCUAAAAGAGUGGUGAGAGACCCCAAUGGAAUCGGCGCCUGGGUGGCCUGGAGAAACCAUUGCAGAGGACGGGACCUCAGCAGCUACACAGCAGGGUGUGGUGUAUGAGUGACAGAUUGGCAUUCAAGAAGACACUAUGGUGGGCCAGGACUAAACACCUCUUGGUGUUUCUCUAUUGCUUUUGAUUUACUCUUUUUUCCUAAUAAAUAUACAAAUGUGUAGAGAUUAAGCUUUGGGACUAGCAACACUCUUAACAUUAAAGGUGCCAGAGUGGUUCUUCAGAACAAUGGCAUAGGUUAACCAUUUUUGGAUCCUAAAAGCCCCAUGAAGGUUCUAGAAAGAACCUUUAUUAAUGUAGAUCCAUAACAGGCUCCAUACAAUAAAUAACCGUGAAUAGAUGGUAACAUAUUUUUUU